UCUUAUUACAGUAAAAAUGUAUCAUAGAAAAAUGACAGGAGUGAGAGAGUUUAGAGGCAAAAGGCAGGAUGGGGAACACCUGUUCUCUCAAAAAGCUUUAAGAGAUACAGCAGUCCUCUAAGAACAAGACCAGGACCAGAGAGUACUGGGACCCAUUACUGGCUCUUUUUGGAUCCAGAGACCGUGAAAAAUCUGUCAGAGGAGCGACAUAGUAAAGCUGAAGUUAGCCGGUCUCCUUCACCUCCCUGGAUUACAAACAGAUUUAUUCCAGCUUUUACAAUGAUGGUAGGAAAAUAUAGCCAGCCAUUACAAGCAAAAAGAAAAAAACUUUUUUGCAGAAGAUGUUAGCAACCAGCUUUCAAUUCCUACUGUAAUGAAUACACUUUUGCGACAUUCAGCAUGAGUUUGCAUACUGGAACUUCUGUACAUCCGUUUCCUGAAUCAGACACGGCUAGCAGCACAACUGAAGGUGCAGAAUCAUCCAAUGGAACGGCAGCACAAAGUCAUAGUCAGUUAUCUGUAAAGCCGUUUGGCUCCGCAGCUGCUAGAUUCAAAAUCCGCUCUGCUAAAACACUUACUACCAAGGACCUCAGGACAAAAAGCUUUUUUUUCGAGGGUGGAAAAGUUGAAGACUCAAGACAGAAAAGUUAUCCUAGUAAGGACCUCAAUAAAGCCUGUACUUCUACUAGUUAUACCCACACUAACACUGAUGACAAAGAGUCAUGUAAAACGUUAAGUAAGGAUACACGCAAGGACUCAACUCUUUCCAGCAGUUCUGAGAAGGGUGAUGUGAGCGCUAAGAAGUUAAACACUCAAGAAGACAAGAGUCAAGCAGCAAGUGACAGGAGCAGAGGAGAUGAGUUGAGGAGAUUUUAUCAUACAAACAAAAGCAAAAGCUUAGACUGGAGAGCAGGACAUAGCAACAGAACUGGGAUGACUAGUGGGACAAGAGAAUUUGACAAUUUUAUGAGGCGAUCUGAUUUAGAUAGUUUAGAGAGAACAGGGACAAACAACAAGAUAACUUCAUACACCCAAGAGAAUCAACCCAGUGGUGUUUCAUGGAGGAUUCAAGCUUUCAGUGUAGCCAAUCAAGGCAAUCAGAACAGUGACAGAAAGAUUUACCCAAACUCUGGAACUACAUCUGUGAGAAUGAACCGGGUAAAUUUAGCUCUGGAACAGGCAAACAGUGGCCAGUCACUCCCAUCCAGACUAAAGCCAAGACUUAGCCAAGGUUCUAUUGGAGAAGAUAGCAGUCUGUGGCAAGGUGAAUCAAGUCUUGAUCAGACUGACAAUAGGAAGGGAUCCUGGGCCAAAGAGCAAGGAUCUUCCAAUGCUGAGGAAAUAACUGGAAAUCAAACGAUAAUGGAAAGAAUUGCAAAACUGUAUGGGGCAGAUGCCAACUCUGACCCACACUUAAAGGAUUCAACCAGAUUAAAACGCAGCAAUACUGUAAAUUCUGAUAAAUCUAUUCCCAAAUCUAUAGGCAUGUUGGGCUCUACUUCAAGUCACAGAAAAUACACUACUGACAAUGUGUUUGGAACGUCUUUAGAUUAUACUGACAGCCAACAGGGGAAAACUUCUAAUGAUACAGAAAAAGCUAGAACAUUCCCUAGAGGGUUUUCAAAAACAUAUUUUGAUCAGAAGCAAGAACCCUCUACAAACAGGGAGAACAGAAAUGAUCAAAGAGACAGUUCUUCUGGAUUAAGUUUUUCAGGGUCAUCAAAGCCUAAAAGGAGUACAGAAACGUCUUCUGUCAAAAAAACUCAGUCCCUUCUGCCUGAUGAAAAUGAAGAGCCAAGCAGAACGUUGUUUACAGAGUCUUCAAAGUAUUGUAGUCAGUCCUUAGAAAGGACCAGAAGCAGAAUGUCAGCAAGUGCUAAAUACAAUUCUCACAGGAACCAGCCUGGCAGUUCAAGCAUCUCCAGCCAGGGUGUCAAACACCUGUUAACCACUUCUGGGGGAAUCAAGGAGGAAACUGGCAAUGACAAACAACCAGAUAAAGAGAUUACAAAAAGGCUGGACAUAAAUGAAAACAAGCAUCUUGGUGGUUUGCAAGAUGGAAUCACCCAACCUAAACACCCCCUAGCCUCAGAAGGAGCAGCAUACAAUGAAAUCCACAAAGAGGAAGAGAAAGAUGAUGUAUUCACUGGUAAAACUAAAGGAAAGGUAGGAGAAAGUGUGUUAGAAAAGUCACGUUUACCAUCCUCGGAAUCUGUGAAGAAUACAAUCAACAUGUUUGAGUCUUUGGCUCAACAAAGCAAAACCACACCAGCGAUUCUUCGCACCAGGAGGGCCUUAUCUGUACCAGAGCAUCCCAAGCAUGUGGCUCUAGUGAAGAAGAGUGAUUCAGACAAAAAUCUACAUUUUGGAAAUGUUGUAAGGGACACAGAAAGCAUAAGAACAAAUUUCUUUAGCAAAAGCAAUUCUAAUGAGGAGGUUAAAUGCACUCUAGACCCAAGUAGAACUCCUCAUUCAAAUUCCACAGUCAAAGUAAAACAAACAUUAGAACAACAACAAGAGACACACAAAAAGAGUGUUGAGCUUGCUCCAGCAUUAAAACAAAUGAAUGAAUCAAGAACUGAACAAGGUAUCAACAUGAGAGAUGAAGAUGAAAGGAGUAAUGUGAACCAAAAACACACAGAUGAACCAGAUUCUACUAUCACUGGCUUCUCAGGUCUCAGAGACAUAGGGACCAUAGAAGAAAAAGCAAGAAUCCCAUCGAUCACUCAACAUUCAAAUGUGAAAAGUUUAUUAAAGCAGAAGUCAAUUAAUGUAAAAAUAGUUGAUGAUAAUGACGAUGAAAACACCCCAACUUACUCACCCGACAGAGCCCCUCUCACAAUUAACAUGCAAAAGCAGAGUAGCCCUGGAGCUGUGACAGUCAAUGGUACCCAUCCCAAAGUGCUGCCCAAUCAUUUUCAAACUUCUCCUAUCCAGACAAUAUAUUCCUCACUCAAUAAUUCUAAUAACAACAGCAAUGAAACAAGGAAUGAUUUCACCACAAUCACUACUAGCAUGGCUAGGUGGAGCUCUGAUGAAGAAGACGAUGAUGAGGAAACAGACACUGAAGAAGACUCUGACUCAGGAGAGUCAUCUGUGACUAUCACAAGCAACAUGAGCCAAUCAGAACGCAGAAGUUUCUCAUUAAGUUUUGUGGAACUAUGUAAUUAUGGUGGAGUGGACUAUAAAUCAUCAGAGGAUGAUGAAGAUUUGCCAUCCACACGCUCUGCAUCCUUGAGCUCAGACAUCUCUGCCUUCUCUUCUGUGACUCUGCUGAGCACUGAUGAACUUGAUCGUUUACUGGAUGAUGUCAGGGGCUUGGGAGAUGACACCCUACAGAAAUAUGAAGAUGUGCAAGUGGUUGUAUUACACAAGGAGGUGGGGAGUGGCUUAGGAUUUACCUUGGCAGGUGGAGUGGAUCAGAAUAAACCAGUCACAGUCCACAGAGUGAUACCAGGUGGUGUAGCCGCACAGGAAGGCUCUAUAUUUGAGGGUGCUCAGGUGCUGUCGAUCAAUGGCACUGCCCUGCAGAACUCCACCCACUGGGAGGCUCUGCGUACACUGAGGAAAGCGAAGGGGCAGGGCAUGGCUGUGAUUGUUCUUCAGAGUUGUAACAACAGAAAGGAGGUCACUGAAAGACCAGGAAUCACAGGCAGCAGAGUCAGUGUUAUUCUGAACAAGUCCAGCUCUGAUCUUGGCUUCAGUUUGGAAGGAGGGGUAGGAUCCAGCUCAGGAGACAAACCUCUCACUGUACAAAAAAUAUUCCGUGGUGGCCCAGUCAAUGAAGUGUUUCCUGGGGAUGAGUUGUUGGAGGUGCAAGAUCAGAGUUUGGUGGGUAUGAUGCGUCUUGAGGCUUGGAACCUCAUCAAGAAACUGCCCCUUGGUCCAGUAAAACUCUUACUACACCGUCCUCAGCAGCCACGUUGAAGACCUCUACUUUCCUUCAUGCACCCCAAUUGUCAAAGGAAUUCAGUCAUAAUUUAAACACUGUUUUGUUUUAUUUUUAUUUUUGCUGUUACAGGUUCUAUGAAGUUAUAUGCUUGCAAAUGUUCAGUUCUGCAAUUAGGAAGUAUCAUUCAUCAUAGUAUUUUGGAGUGUUUUUUUUCUUUACUGAUAUUAGAAAUUAAGAGCAUAAAAGCACUGGAGGCCACUUCGUUUAUUUUAAAUAAUGUUUAAGCUCUCAAACUAUGUUACUAUUAAUGUAAUAUUGCACUAUCAUUCUUUAUCAGAAACCAUUACAUAUGUUUUUAUUUUCUUUAAUGCUACUAUGUAUAUGUUGGCUGUACAGCACAAAUCCGCCCUAAUUUAACUUUUUUUCAUAUUAAAGACAAAGGAAGCAACAACAAUUAUUUCAUAUGGCACAUUUAUAGCAUUUACAUUAUUUUUGUCUGUUUUUCUUUUUUUUAAUAACAGAAAAUAUAUUAAGAAAUGUUAACUGUCAAUCAGAAGAUGCAUCUUUUACAGAAAACACAUUUUAAUGAAAUUUACUUCCAUUGAUUACAGAGAUCUUUCAAUGCUGUUCCAGCUUGCAGGUUCCAUCCCUACUGCACUUUCCUGCCUCCUUUUAAAUAAAUAAAGAAAAGAAAAAAGUAAAAAGAAUAAGAAACAAAUUGUUAUGAUAAAUCGUUGUAUUUUGCAAAAUCAGAGCCUCAACCAAUAGCCUAAAACUAUCUUUUUCUAAACCAAUCUUUCAUUCAAACCAAGCAGAAAGCAGUUAAGAUAAUUUUACUCAUCCUGUAAGAAUAUACUGUUUCAGCUAUUGCUUGGUUAAAACAGCAAUAUUCGCCCCAAUGGUAACAUUAAACAUAAUUUUAAACAUGGACGGUGGCUUUGGGAAAGAAAUUUGG
Messenger RNA from Carassius carassius (crucian carp), 4847 nucleotides. RefSeq names its product serine-rich adhesin for platelets. Gene Ontology annotation, molecular function: cytokine activity; CD4 receptor binding. The record is from RefSeq and is a predicted model, not a curated record. Lineage: Eukaryota; Metazoa; Chordata; Actinopteri; Cypriniformes; Cyprinidae. The transcript is spliced from 7 exons. Gene Ontology annotation, biological process: leukocyte chemotaxis; induction of positive chemotaxis. The coding region runs from base 400 to 3927 and encodes 1175 amino acids.